AUGGAGCUGUGCAAAUGUCAGGACUACGCCAAGGGUCGCAGUGCCACCCUCCCUUCUAGCACACCCUUGUGCAAGUCUCCAGUGCCCAGUGAUGAUGACCUCUCGAAUAGAAAGCUGUUGCAGUCCACACAGGACAGUAUCAGGCACCGCAUCCUCCAACACUCGGAGCAGCUGCAAGUGGAGCAGGCCAUUUGGGACAAGAACACCGUAUCUAGAGCUCAACAGCACCAGGAACCUCAGAUCAAGAAGGUGAAUAAUCACGCUUCUACCACCAUCUCCCACUUCAAGCACCGCCUGCAUUGGUGCCACCAGCAGCUCCAAAAGCUGAAGCCCAGUGGCUGGUCUCAGCACUGCAGGCACAAGGGGCAAAGUCAGAUGCAGCAUUGGGAGCACCCCAAGCAAAGGGGCCAGCAGCGCCUGUCUGACAGUGCCACCAGAUUUAGUCCCCAGGACUACUCUGCGGGCAGGUCUGUGAUGGGGGCUCUAGACCAUACCAAAUGGGUCCAGAAGAAACACUGGAUGCUGCAGAAAGCGGAGGAGGAGCUGACAGAGGUCAAGCAAUUGCACCUUGACCUGCAAGCGUCCUACCGAACCCUCCAGGACAGGCGCCUGUCAGACCUGCAGGUCUCGGUGGAGAUUCUCCAGGAGCAGAGAUGCAGACAAAUGUCAAUGGAGGAUCAGGCCAACCAGCACCUGCAGGACUCCCUGGAGGAGAGAGCAUGCUUCAAGCAAAGCCUGGCAUGCACUGAGGAGAUGAUGGUCUUCCUGUCAUACCAGAAGGCCAAGGAGGAUUGGGAGAUCAUCAAGACUUUCCAGGGCCGCAUCAGCAGGCUGGAGAGGCUGCAGCUGGCCAUGCAGCAGGAUCUGGCCCGCAGGAUGCAGAGACAUUGCCUAAGAGAGGGAACCGGCCCACAGGGCCUGCUCAUUGCCCUACCUGAGCAGGAUGUGCCGAGUGUGCUGAGGGACUUGUGA
Suncus etruscus (white-toothed pygmy shrew) is the source of this 972-nucleotide messenger RNA. RefSeq names its product testis expressed 28 (gene TEX28). The transcript is spliced from 5 exons. Gene Ontology annotation, cellular component: endomembrane system. NCBI's taxonomy places the organism in Eukaryota, Metazoa, Chordata, Mammalia, Eulipotyphla, Soricidae. The record is from RefSeq and is a predicted model, not a curated record. The coding region runs from base 1 to 972 and encodes 323 amino acids.